UGAUCAUAGGAAAAUACUAGAUGGAUAGGGUUCUUUGCUCUUUUUCUUUUGUGUUUUAUUGAUUUUUUCUUUUUUUUUAAGAAUCACCCGAAUCGUUAGGAAUUGAGACAUUGCACCGAUUCCGGAUUCCCGAUUCUUGAAACCCUGUUCAGGUCACUUCUGAGGGAUGAGGAAGUCAAUGGUGCACUGGCACAUUUUCCUUAUCGUUCCUGAAUGGCUUUUAUUUGGUUUUCAUUGGAGGUUAAAAAUGCUGAAAAUUGAUGGGUUUUCUUUGUAGAGGUUAAAAGUAACGCUUACUUGCGCAGAUUUUGCAGCAAGAACUUAUGAACCUCUCAUAAGUUCUUGCUUCUAAAAUUGAUCGAUUCUCUGUUUUUGACUUCUCAAUUCUCAUUCUUACAAUUUUCCUUCUCACAGACAUGAGAUCUUGAAAUAGAGUGGAGGUGAUUUAUUAAUUACAGAAACCAAAGCCAAUGCUGGCAUCUUCAAGUUUGUCUUGUCCUUUGCAACGAUAUCUGCCCUCUUAAUGUGUCCAGAUUUCGGUGUGUGAGAAGGAACUGCACAGCAACUCAAGAACAGAGGAGGGUCAUUUCUCUGUAAAAUCAACGGUGAAGUUUGAAGGUUUCAAUAAUUACCAAAUGCAUAAAGUUGCUAGUUUGGUCUUCAAUUCCUUUGAUGCCCUUGGAAGAUAGGGUAAACGGACUGGAGAAUGAUAAAUCAAGCAGAUCUGAUACCCAUGAUUUUUUUUGUGGGGAAUUUUUAGUACAUUAUGAAGAAGAUAAAAUUUCCAAAACGGUAUGUGAUCGUCAUUUUAACCUUCCUCAGUACACUUGUUUGCUAUGUGGAACGUGUGGGCUUCUCAAUUGCUUACACAGUUGCUGCUGAUGCUGCUGGGGUGAACCAGUCUACCAAAGGCACUAUACUUUCCACAUUCUACUAUGGGUAUGCUUGUUCACAAGUGCCAGGAGGAUGGGCAGCACAGAGGAUGGGUGGAAGGCGUGUUCUCCUACUCUCAUUUGUCUUAUGGUCUCUGACUUGUGCUUUGGUCCCCCUAGAUCCCAACCGAGUCUAUAUUAUGGUAAUGGCCCGCUUACUAGUUGGGGUUGCACAAGGUUUUAUAUUCCCUUCCAUCCACACAGUCCUAGCACAGUGGGUACCAGCAAAUGAACGAUCACGCUCGGUGUCUGUCACAACUUCUGGCAUGUACCUUGGUGCAGCAGCUGGCAUGCUUGUGCUGCCAAGCUUCGUGAAAUUUAAUGGACCCCAGUCAGUAUUUUUAGCCGAAGCUGCUCUAGGUACCUUCUGGUCUCUACUUUGGUUUAAAUAUGCUAGUGAUCCACCUUACUCUGAUCAUCGUAAGACUACAACUGCUGGCUUUGGGGAGUCUCUGCUGCCAAUCAAAGGGGGGAAACUGAAGGCUGAAAAUGGUGGAAAUGUGGUCCAUGCUGCCAAAAUCCCAUGGAAACGAAUAUUCUUUAGCUUGCCAGUUUGGGCAAUUGUGGUGAAUAACUUCACUUUUCAUUAUGCGUUAUACGUGCUGAUGAAUUGGUUGCCCACAUACUUUGAGCAAGGCCUUCAGCUUAGUCUUCAGGAGAUGGGUUCUUCAAAAAUGCUGCCUUACCUCAACAUGUUCAUAUUCUCCAAUAUUGGUGGGGUGGUUGCAGACCACUUAAUCACCACAAAGGCCUUGUCUGUGACCAGGACUCGCAAGGUUUUGAAUACUAUUGGGUUCGUGGUGGCUUCCUUUGCAUUAAUGGCACUUCCAACUUUCAGAACUUCUGGUGGAGCCGUCUUUUGUUCUUCGUUGGCUCUUGGUUUCCUCGCCCUGGGUAGGGCUGGGUUUGCAGUAAAUCACAUGGAUAUUGCUCCAAGGUACGCAGGAAUUGUAAUGGGAGUUUCUAAUACCGCUGGGACAUUGGCAGGCAUUGUUGGAGUUGAUCUAACAGGUCAGCUUCUUGAAGCUGCUAAAACUGCUAAUAUGGAUCUUUCAAGUCCAGGAAGCUGGAGAUCAGUGUUUUCAAUCCCAGGAUACCUCUGUAUUUUCAGUUCACUUGUAUUUCUACUGUUUGCAACUGGGGAGAAGAUUUUUGACUGAGAUGGUCAACCCAAUAACUUUGAAAUGCUUUUGGGAAAUGUUAAUGUAUCAUUGGCCCUCUAGCCUGGUAAAAACUUCAAUAGAUUUUUUUGUUUCUGGGAAUUCCCUCAGAUGUACCUAAGCACAUUGUUUGGCAACAAAGAGGUAUACUUUUUAAUGUUUACAGCCAUAAAAGGGUUAAAUCCCAAUUUUGUA
This is a messenger RNA of Macadamia integrifolia, 2287 nucleotides long. Its product is annotated as probable anion transporter 6. The record is from RefSeq and is a predicted model, not a curated record. The transcript has 2 exons. The coding region runs from base 767 to 2092 and encodes 441 amino acids. Gene Ontology annotation, biological process: transmembrane transport. Gene Ontology annotation, molecular function: transmembrane transporter activity. Lineage: Eukaryota; Viridiplantae; Streptophyta; Magnoliopsida; Proteales; Proteaceae.